Messenger RNA from Octopus sinensis (East Asian common octopus), 2006 nucleotides. RefSeq names its product atrial natriuretic peptide receptor 3. NCBI's taxonomy places the organism in Eukaryota, Metazoa, Mollusca, Cephalopoda, Octopoda, Octopodidae. Gene Ontology annotation, molecular function: signaling receptor activity; peptide hormone binding. Bases 1278 to 1991 code for a protein of 237 amino acids. The record is from RefSeq and is a predicted model, not a curated record. The transcript has 2 exons.
UACGUGCGAUUUAGCGUCCGUGCAAUCUAGGUAUGUGUGUCUGAACAUCUAUAUGUGAGCGCGUCUUUUCGUUCGCUUCGCAUUCGCUGUCUUCAACUGCAUUGGAACAACUGCAUCUAAGAUAAAAUACAUCGGAAUAACAGGCGCACACUUCCAGCGCUUCAACUCCACAGACUCAUUCAGUCACACUGCCGUCAGCGCCUAACAUUAACGUCGACAAUGCUAGCAACACUUGCUUCCACUUCUCAGCCUCACAGACCGGAACUGUCUGCUAGAACACCAGUGAUGAUCCGUUACUGAUAUACAUACAUACAUACAUACAUACAUACAUACAUACAUAUAUAUAUAUAUAUAUAUAUAUAUAUAUAUAUAUAUAUAUAUAUAUAUAUAUAUAUGGGUGUGUAUGCUUGUAUAUUAUGUAUGUGUGUGUAAUAUUUUAGACAACAAAUCUCACGAAAUGACAGUUGAAAAAAAAACAUAAUAAAUAUCUCAAAAAAUAAUAGUUUGAACAAUUUAAAAAUUAACACUCGCACUUGUGUACUUACAAAUCAACGUAUUCAAGCUCACUGCCACCACAGAUACACAUACACACACACACACACACACACACGAUAUAUAUAUAUAUAUAUAUAUAUAUAUAUAUAUAUAUAUAUAUUAUAUAUACAAAUACACACACAUACACACAUAUAUCGUCAUCACGGAUACAUCUUUUAUAUAUUAUUACAUGAUUGACAUCGGGAGAAAAAUAAAUUGUACUUUUCGCGUAUAAGAUUUAAUUUCUAUUUGUUAGUUUUUCUAUAUAAAUUACAAUAAUCGAUUAGACUGUGCCAUAUAUUUAUAUUGUAUAUUAUAUAUUUCCCGAUUGAUAAAGUAACCUCAUACACACACACACACACACACACGCUCACAAACUCAUGAAAACACAUAAAGAAGAAUUGAUCGAUUAGUUUAGCCGUUUAUCUGUUAGAUGUCAGUUUGUCUAUUCUAGUUCUGAAUGACUUGUUUUGUGAUUUCGGAAAAGUUGUCAUUAACGCAACUUUUGUUGUGGAGAUAGUUUGCUACAGAGCUGCAAAUAAUGCCGACUGCACAAUUACCUCCACCGCUGAUAGAAUCACAACAGAAACAACAACAUCAACAGAUUUUUUUCCAAUAUCACCGUCGCAUCAACAUGUAUACCACACACGGCCAAAAGUAGUGGCGAUGUUUAGCUAAAAAUACAAACAAAAUAAUUGGAAACACCAUAUUUCUCCUACACAAUCUGUUUAAAGUUUACAGAGAUGGCUCUGCGACUCUUAGUCCCUUGGUUUCUAUUUCUACAUUGUUCUUCUAGAGUAGAAUGCAAAACUGUGAACAUCGUGGUGAUUUUACCGACCAACGAGCAAUGGCUAUUUUGUCUCCAGCGUGUUUUACCCGCAAUAAGACUCGCCAUGGACAAUCUUCCAAAAAUAUCAAAUUUGACAUUUUCGGUCAAGUCUGGAGAUUCGAAGUGUUCAAUAGCACAUGGCAUAAAAGCAUCUAUUGAUUUAUACAUGCAAACCCAAAUUGAUGUUUUUUUUGGACCCGUUUGCGAUUAUGCCGCUGGACCCUUGGUGCGACAAGCAAAAUUUUGGAAUAUACCAGUAAUUACAGCUGGUUCAAUGGCAAUGGACUUUUCGAGCUACCGUUUUGAAACCUAUCCUACUUUGACUCGAGUUGGUCCAGUAAACUUCAGUAGCCUUUUCACAUUCUUCCUUCGACUUUUCAAAUCCUAUGAAUGGACACGGUUUGUGAUACUUUAUUCAAAAUCAGCAUAUUCCAAUAUUGUCACCAACAUGUGUCAUUUAACUAUAGAAGCACUUCAUUAUAAUUUCAUGGAAAAACGCUCUAUCUAUCAACAAAGACUGUUCAAGUAUGACCCUGGAGUGGAUAUUAACCGGAUGCUUCAAGAGGAGGUCACUGACAUGUAUGCAGAGAAGAAAAGAUUAAAGUUACAGACGUUUGAGAGAAGGUGAAAACCAUAAUGCCGA